This is a messenger RNA of Trametes versicolor FP-101664 SS1, 1313 nucleotides long. RefSeq lists its product as uncharacterized. The transcript has 7 exons. Bases 411 to 1061 code for a protein of 216 amino acids. Gene Ontology annotation, molecular function: acyltransferase activity, transferring groups other than amino-acyl groups. The record is from RefSeq and is a predicted model, not a curated record. NCBI's taxonomy places the organism in Eukaryota, Fungi, Basidiomycota, Agaricomycetes, Polyporales, Polyporaceae.
CACAAAGUGCCGUCUCCUUGGCUGCACCCCGCAGUGGGUCCGCCCGACGCGCGGGAGACAGCUCCGGGUCGGAGGACGCGUCGCGCGCGGCUGGCGCUCCGUCUCGGUGGGCGCCGGCGCGGCGCGAUGGGGCACGCAGCCGCAGGGCCUUCGACCGCCUGCGGUUUACCGUUUUACAGGCCGCGAGCGUGCGCACAGGGGCGCACGGCAUCGAUGCGGGGCGUGAUCCUCGGGGUCCGCGGUUCGCCCCUCGGUGCGCGGUGUGCCAGAGCCGGGCACGCUGCAGCGUUCUCGCGGCGGUAUAAGUACUGCUCCUCCUUCGUGCGCGGGAUGGGCGCAUCGCGAACGCAUAUCACCAACGCCAAUCGUGUUUUACCGCUUCCCGUUCGCCGUCGGUCCGAUACUGUGCUAUGAGCGCCGCCAAGAUCGUCGUGCGGAAGAUGAGCAAUCCGUCAGAAGAGGAAGUCGAGAGGGCGGUGCAGGUGCUCGCAAACGCAUUCAAAGACGAUGUCGGGAUCGAGUCCUUCAGCGGCGGGUCCGCGCGCAUUGCGCGGGACAUCUACCGCAGGUCGAUACGGGGCUGCUUAGCUCGCGGCGAGGUCUACCUCGGCCUCGUCAACGACGAGCUGCACGGCGUGGCCCUCUUGAUUGCGCCCGGCGCAGACUGGGCAUUCUACGACCAGGAAGACUUCACGAGGGACCUCUCGACGUACCUGUACGAGUGGUACACCUACCACUAUAUGCCGACAUACGACGAACUCUACCGGAACGCGUUGCCCAGCGGACAGCGUGGGCGACGCGACGCAUGGAACCUAAAGCUCCUCGCCGUCGACCCUGAGUUCCAGCGGCGGGGUAUCGGGCGGGCGUUGCUAGGCUCGAUAUGCAAGCAGGCAGACGCUGGCGCGACGUGCGUCACUGCGGACGUGAAGAGCCCGAACCUUGUGCAGUGGUUCAGACAGUCGGGCUUUGCCCACCGCGCUGUGAAAAACUUCACCUCCAAGGACUCGGUCGGCUUUCCGCUGUGGUGCAUGGUCCGUGAACCUGUCCGCCAGGCGGAGUAACGGCACGCCCGCGACCGCAACUGCAACCGCCUCCCUCCGCCCCGUGCUUCUAGGCUACCGGCUAGCCUUGCACACCUACCACCCAUACCCACGUCCGCAGUUCCGAUUGCACCCCGCACGUCCUAGCCAAGCAGACACGACCGACCUACUACUCCCGGACAGUAUUGCUAUACGCACCACAGCGCACAACGUCGAAUGUACCACCAUCGUGUAGUUUGUAUGAACGUCACGCCCGCAUCUUACAACCCGCCC